GCCGCGCGGCUGAGCUACGCCGUGGGCCACUUCCUCAACGACCUGUGCGCGUCCAUGUGGUUCACCUACCUGCUGCUCUACCUGCACUCGGUGCGCGCCUACAGCUCGCGCGGCGCCGGCCUGCUGCUGCUGCUGGGCCAGGUGGCCGACGGGCUGUGCACGCCCCUGGUGGGCUACGAGGCCGACCGCGCCGCCGGCCGCUGCGCCCGCUACGGCCCGCGCAAGGCCUGGCACCUGGUCGGCACCAUCUGUGUCCUGCUGUCCUUCCCCUUCAUCUUCAGCCCGUGCCUGGGCUGUGGGGCGGCCACCCCAGAGUGGGCCGCCCUCCUCUACUACGGGCCCUUCAUCGUCACCUUCCAGUUCGGCUGGGCCGCCACGCAGAUCGCCCACCUGAGCCUCAUCCCCGAGCUGGUCACCAGCGACCACGAGAAGGUGGAGCUCACGGCCCUCAGGUACGCCUUCACGGUGGUGGCCAACAUCACUGUCUUCGGCGCCGCCUGGCUGCUGCUGCACCUGCAGGGCUCCUCAAGCUCCGGGCCUGCCCAGGACGUCAGCGUGGGUGACCAGCUGGGGGUCCAGGACGUGCCAGUGUUCCGGAACCUGUCCUUGAUGGUGGUGGGCGUUGGUGCUGUCUUCUCGCUGCUGUUCCACCUGGGCACCCGGGAGGGGCGCCGCCCGCGGGGCGAGGAGCCCGAUGAGCACAGCCCGCUGGUGGCCCCCCGGCCACAGCCCCUGCUGCUCUGGAAGCACUGGCUCCAGGAACCCGCCUUCUACCAGGUGGGUGUGCUGUACAUGACCACGAGGCUCAUUGUGAACCUGUCCCAGACCUACAUGGCCAUGUACCUCACCUACUCCCUCCACCUGCCCAAGAGGUUCAUCGCGACCAUUCCGCUGGUGAUGUACCUCAGUGGAUUCUUGUCCUCCUUCCUCAUGAAGCCGGUCAACAAGUGCAUCGGGAGGAACCUGACCUACUUCGCCGGCCUCCUGGUGGUCCUGGUCUUCGCGGCCUGGGUGGCGCUGGUGGACACGCUGGGCGUGGCCGUGUACGUGGCGGCGGUGCUGCUGGGCGCAGGCUGUGCCACCAUCCUCGUCACCUCCCUGGCCAUGACGGCGGACCUGAUCGGCCCCCACACGCACAGCGGGGCCUUCGUGUACGGGGCCAUGAGCUUCUCGGACAAGGUCGCCAACGGGCUGGCAGUCAUGGUGGUGCAGAGCCUGCACCCCUGCCCCUCGGAACUCUGCUGUCGGUCCUGCGUGGGCUUCUACCACUGGGUGAUGGUGGCCGUGACCGGCGGUGUGGGCGUGCUGGCCACCCUGGCCCUGUGCAGCCUGGUCGUGUGGCCCAUCCACCUUCGGAGCCGGGACCCUGGAGACCGACCCUGACCGCCUCGGCCGCCUGCGCUGCACACACCUGGUCCCCAGGCCUCAGGAAGCCCCGAGGCGUUGACCGGGUGACCCUGCCGGCUCAGCCCCGCGGGGUGGGCACACCUGGUGGUCCCGACACCCCGAGGCCUGGGGCCCCCAGGGUGAGAGC
Molecule: messenger RNA, 1534 nt
Organism: Ictidomys tridecemlineatus (thirteen-lined ground squirrel)
Lineage: Eukaryota; Metazoa; Chordata; Mammalia; Rodentia; Sciuridae
Gene: Mfsd12
Product: major facilitator superfamily domain containing 12
Biological process (GO): regulation of melanin biosynthetic process; pigment metabolic process involved in pigmentation; carbohydrate transport
Cellular component (GO): plasma membrane
Molecular function (GO): symporter activity
Source: RefSeq, a predicted model, not a curated record